Molecule: messenger RNA, 960 nt
Organism: Emericellopsis cladophorae
Lineage: Eukaryota; Fungi; Ascomycota; Sordariomycetes; Hypocreales; Bionectriaceae
Product: dihydroorotase-like protein
Exons: 6
Coding region: 1-960 (319 amino acids)
Biological process (GO): pyrimidine nucleotide biosynthetic process; 'de novo' pyrimidine nucleobase biosynthetic process
Cellular component (GO): cytoplasm
Molecular function (GO): dihydroorotase activity
Source: RefSeq, a predicted model, not a curated record
AUGCAGCUGAAAACCACACAGAUGAUUGUGCUGCCGCCGUCGGCGGACAUGCACGUCCACCUGCGUCAGGGUGAGAUGAUGAAGCUCGUCACCCCGACAAUCAGGCGUGGACGUGUUGACACCGUCUUCGUCAUGCCCAACUUGCAGCCUCCCAUCAGAACGGUUAAGCGGGCUCUGGAGUACAAAUCCGAGCUCCAGGCCAUCGAGCCCAACGUGAACUACCUCAUGUCCCUCUAUUUUCAUGCAGACCUUACCCCAGACAUCGUUGCCGAAGCAGCCAAUGCUGGCAUUGCAGGCAUCAAGGUCUACCCACAGGGCGUCACGACCAAGUCGGACGCGGGCGUCGUCGCCCUCGACGGGUUCGAUGCUGUUUUCGAGGCUAUGCAAGAGCAUGAUCUAGUCCUCAACCUCCACGGCGAGGUUGUAGGCACGCCCGCUGACGGGCUCACGCACGAGGAGGCCUUCCUGCCCACCCUCAAGUCUAUCCACAACAAAUUUCCUAGACUCCAGAAUUCAACGAUUACGGCCCACCACCUGUACCUCACAGGUGAAAUGAGCAACGUCGACCCUCAUGCCUUCUGCAAGCCUAACCCCAAGACGCCUCAGGAUAGGGACGCCCUCCCCAAGGCAGCACAACGAGUGGCGACAGCAAGUUCUUCUUGCAAGGCGCCGCCUGCCGGGGUCUUCACGCAACUCUACGCCACGCAGCUCGUAGUACGGGCCUUUGAGGAUGCUACGGAAAGGGGCAUCAUCACCGAAUCGGACGUGACUCAGGAGAAGCUUGAAGGGUUCUUCAGCAAGAUCGGCCGCGCGUUUUAUAAGCUCGCCGACAACAGUGGGUCUAAAAUAGUCCGGGAAAGAAAGGGAGAGACAAUUCCUACGAGCGUUCAGGGUGAGGGUCUGGAAGUGGGCAUCUCGAGGUCCGGAGAUGAAGUGUUCUCGCUGGGCUGGCAUGACUAA